GUUAGUUGUGAACGUGUGGCAAAUCACGUAUUAAGUUAACGCGUUGCCGUGUGCACGUGAUAGUAAUUUGUAAGGAAUUCGAGGUUAUCGCAGAACCCGGAUAAUAUUUUCUCGUUUUACGGUUUCACGAAGUCAGACAAAUAUUACUUAGUACAACUACUACCGACAUGGACGUCGAUGAGGAAAAGCAAACGUUUAGAACAGAGACUGUAAGAAAGCUGUUGUAUCUCUUUUUCAAAGACAAGAAAACAAAAGUUGGAAGUGAUGCCCUCGCACUCACUGCGGAGAUGCUUCGAAUAUUUGUUUGCGAAGCUGCUGCAAGAUCUGCCCAGUUUGCAAAGGCAGAUUCUUCUUCAGUGGUGAUGGUUGAACAUCUAGAAAAGACUUUACCACAAUUGCUUUUGGACUUCUAGUGAUGUGAUUUGAUGCAAGAUUGCCGUAUGACUAAUGUCAGUUACAUGUACAUAUGGCCAUUCACCCUCAUGACUUUGCUGGUGUACAGUACAUAUGUUAAUCCUAUUAACAACAGUCUUCAAUCUUUCACAGAAUUCUAGCUAGAUAAUUAUUUUGGAACAUACUGCAACUGUAAUGUGUUUAUUUGGUUAGUGGAGCUGGUUGAGAUAUUGCUCAGGAACAUUGAGGUUCAUAGUGACAUGUUAUGUUAGAAUUACUAAAUAUUUCCAU
This is a messenger RNA of Corticium candelabrum, 684 nucleotides long. Its product is annotated as centromere protein X-like. The record is from RefSeq and is a predicted model, not a curated record. The transcript has 6 exons. Gene Ontology annotation, biological process: DNA repair; kinetochore assembly; replication fork processing. The coding region runs from base 168 to 413 and encodes 81 amino acids. Gene Ontology annotation, cellular component: Fanconi anaemia nuclear complex; FANCM-MHF complex. NCBI's taxonomy places the organism in Eukaryota, Metazoa, Porifera, Homoscleromorpha, Homosclerophorida, Plakinidae. Gene Ontology annotation, molecular function: protein heterodimerization activity.